Molecule: messenger RNA, 3100 nt
Organism: Musa acuminata AAA Group (dessert banana)
Lineage: Eukaryota; Viridiplantae; Streptophyta; Magnoliopsida; Zingiberales; Musaceae
Product: pentatricopeptide repeat-containing protein At3g57430, chloroplastic-like
Exons: 2
Coding region: 450-2390 (646 amino acids)
Molecular function (GO): protein binding
Source: RefSeq, a predicted model, not a curated record
AACAUUCUUUUUAAAACUACCGUCGCUGCCCCACCCGCCGCCUUCCGCUGGUCGACCCAAUCCCGGCGGCGAAGAACUCCAAGCCGUUCACCGCCACCGCGUCCUCCACUGGCUUCAGCAGCCGCGCCAACAGCUCGCAGUCCUCCGCCUCCGGACUCGAGGGCCAGUUCCGGAGCUCCGCCUCGAGGGCGGCGGGUUACCUACAAUUCAUGACUUGAAUCAUGAACUGAGUUGUGGUUUGUACAGGGGACUUCAUCGAAGUCUCGGCGCCGCAAGUAAUUCCAAUUCGUUACGUGCUCGCAGUCCUCUGCUCGUCUUCUCUCCCAUCGAUGAUCUGCUGCUCCUGCUGAUAUCUACCCGUAUCACUGUCUCCGUUCUCAUAACAAGAGACAUGUACGAGAUCCCACAGAACAACCAACAGCCAUUGUUAUCCCCUGAGAACUCCGUUCAUGACUCUCCAAGGCCUCCUCCGAGCGCUUGGCGGCGCUCGGUGCCUCGCCCGAGGGAAACUCGCCCACAGCAAACUGAUCGUCUCAGCUUUCCUUCCCGAUAUCAUCGUUAGCAACCGUGUCAUGAUAAUGUAUACCAAGCUCGGUCGCAUUGGUGAUGCUCGCACGGUGUUCGAUCAUAUGCCCCAUAAGAACGUCGUCUCGUGGACAAUCAUGAUAUCUGCGUAUUCCAGAUUAGGCCUUGCAGAUGAUGCUAUCGAUUCUGUUAGGUUGAUGGUGUCGACAGGUUUGGAUCCGAACCACUACACAUAUGUUGGUCUUCUUUCGGCUUGUGCCAGUGCUGGUUCCGUCAGGAUCGGGAAGGAGAUCCAUGGACGGAUUUAUCGGGUCGAGCUGGGUGCUAUGAGUGUUUUUGUUGAUAAUUCAUUGAUUAAUUUUUAUGCUAAGUGUCGUAUGAUGAUCCUUGCACAAAGGGUAUUUGAUGGCGCUACUCAUCGUAGUUUGGUUUCUUGGGGUUCAAUUCUUUCAGGCUAUGUCCAUUGUGGAGAAAAUGAGAAAGCUUUGAGGGUUUUCUCAUUGGCAAUGAAGGAGGGGGUUGAGGUUAAUGAGUUCAUGAUCACAAGCACCCUGAGCGCCUGUGCUGACCUGGGGGAUCCAUUGAUUGCGAAGAAACUGCAUUGCCUUGCUAUUAAGACUGGAAAUGGAUCUGACCAAUAUGUAGAAGCAGGCAUUGUUGAUAUGUACGCCAACUGCAGCAAGAUGGAUUUGGCUCACCAAACUUUUUCUGAGCUAGAGGAGCCAGGUUUGGCAACUUGGGCUGCACUGAUAGGGGGUUUCACAAAACAUGGUCAAGGGGAGAAAGCUUUGGUUCUCUUUAAAGAAUUGCUCCUUUCUGGGUUGAAACCCAAUGAGCACAUUUUUCCUACUGCACUUGUUGCGUGUUCAAGCACAGGAGCAGUACAAGUAGGGAGGCAGAUCCACUCAUUAAUUGUAAAACAGGGUUUUAAAAUGUCUGCACAUAUUGGUAAUGCAGUAAUGGAAUUCUAUGCUAAAUGUGGAUUGAUCAAGGAAUCCUCCGAACUGUUUGAAUAUAUGGAAGAAAGAGAUAUAGUAUCAUGGAACUCCAUGGUUGACUGUUAUGUCAAACAAAGGGAUUUUGAAGGAGCAAGAAACUGUCUGAAAAAGAUGUUGGUUGAAGGUGUAAAUCCAGAUCCGUACACCUAUUCAAGUAUUUUGAACCUUUGUGCUAAUUUACGAGGGUUAGGGUGGGGAUCUCAGACACACGGUAAGGUAAUUAAGUUUUCACUUGACAGUCAUGUAGUCGUGGGAAGUGCACUCAUUGACAUGUAUGCAAAGUGUGGAAGAUUGAAAUAUGCUGAUAAAAUUUUCAAUAUAUUGGCAUUUAAAAACUUAGUCUCCUGGAAUAGCAUCCUUGUUGGGUAUGCACAACAUGGCUUUGGGAGCGAAGCACUGGACAUAUUUAGAAGGAUGCAAGAGGAAAAUGUCAAACCUAAUGACAUAACAUUCAUCGGAGUUCUAUCUGCUUGUAGUCAUGUGGGUCUAGUGGAAGAAGGUCAGACUCAUUUUCAAAAUAUGAAGGAUUAUGACAUCACUCCAAAGAUUGAUCAUUUUGCAUGCAUGGUGGAUCUAUUUGCCAGAGCUGGUUUGAUAAAAAUGGCUUAUGACUUCAUAAGAAGUAUGCCCGUGGAACCAAAUAAGGUCAUAUGGCGCAGUCUUCUGUCUGGAUGUAAGACGCACGGAGACCUAGAGAUUGGGAUGUAUGCAGCUAAAUGCACUUUAGAGCUCGAUCCCGAAGACAUUGCAGCGCGUGUCAUGUUGUCUGGGGUUUGUGCAGACAUUGGUUUGUGGGAUGAAAAAGCAGGAUUGAGGGAGGUUGUUAAUCAAGGAUCGAAAAAAGUUCCAGGAUCCAGUUGGGUUUAAGUGAACAAUCCUUAUGUUUUACUAAAGGUUCUGUGGUACAUCAUUAUGGUAGUUCAUUAAUGUCUCUUCCGCGAUGUCCAUUUCCUGCAGGGCAUUUGAAAUACUAGAACAAGUCAAAGUUGACUUUGCUAAACAUUUCGGAUCUCAUUUGGUCCUUUUGAAGUCCUGGCUGUGAGUUCUUGCCUAUGGUUCAUACUUCAGUUGCCAAGAUUAGGUCGUUCUGUGAUAGACUGUUAUGUGGUCUGCACAAAUCUUUUCUUUUUUUUUCUUCACAUUCCUUGGUUAUAUAUUUAUCAAUUAUCGCUGAGUUCUUUAGAGAAAUGAAGUCAGCAGAGACCUUGCAUAUGGAAUGGCAUUAAGAGGCCAUGUUAUUUAUCGACCAGGAAAUUUAUCCAUUAGCUCUCCAAAGUUUGAUGCAUUUGUUAUCUGACAAUGCAGUCAUUAAGUGGCUCAUAAAGUUGUCUUUGUUUGGUUGAUCACAAGGCUUUGAUCGAUGUUCUCACUAAUCAGUCACAAGUUUUAUGCAAAUCUAAAAUUUAGAACUAUCAAAUCUGACUUAUGAAGGAGGAGAUGAUUGAAGCGUCGCAGAGUUCAUUUCCUGUUAAAUGCGCCGAUUGAUUUGAGGUUGCUGGUAGCUUGAUGAUGAAUUCUCCACCAGCAAUGGUGCCACUUUCUCUUAUUAAUAGUUUUAAUGGUGCCACUUUCUCUUA